This is a messenger RNA of Enhydra lutris kenyoni (northern sea otter), 2010 nucleotides long. RefSeq names its product reticulon 4 receptor like 1. NCBI's taxonomy places the organism in Eukaryota, Metazoa, Chordata, Mammalia, Carnivora, Mustelidae. Gene Ontology annotation, molecular function: protein binding. The coding region runs from base 1 to 2010 and encodes 669 amino acids. Gene Ontology annotation, cellular component: plasma membrane. The transcript has 7 exons. The record is from RefSeq and is a predicted model, not a curated record.
AUGGGCGGGAACUUGCUGGGCGGGGACCAGGAAGGAGAAGACCUGGCACUCCCGGACCAGUGCUCCCUAUUUGCCGACUCCCUGCCCGAAUUCUGUGAGCCAAGUCUUGUGAAUGGGACACCACCCCCGCCACCGCCCCGUAUCCCUUUUGCUCCUCUCUCAGUCUCCCCUCCUGCUGUAGCCGGCACCCAAGGAUUUGAAUCCGGACUCCGGCAGGGAGCGCGCCUAGGCCGACCUCCGAGUGGCGGCCCCGCGGCCAACAUGCUUCGAAAAGCCCGGCUCAUUGCAGAGCGCUGCAAAGUUGGCGCGGGUGCUGGGGAAGUCCCGCCGCGCCCCCACGUGGCUGCCGCGCGGGGAGCUGUCCCCGGGGCCCAGGGAGGGCAGGUGACCACGCCGGGAGCCCGCAAACCCGGUCUCCAGCUGCCCCGGCCUCUGCGUCUGCCUCCCUCCCCUUCCUGGUCUGGGCGAGCUGCGGCGCUCCGUCGGGACCCUAUCGUUUCUGGGCCGGGCCGAGUGGCCGGCAAGCUGCGGCGGCUGCGUCUGGCUGCCCGGGUCCUGCGGGAGCCGGCUAAGGCGGGAGCUCAGUUGGCUUCAACCAUUGCCCAGCGCAGCUCUGCUCCUCUGUGGACCCAAGAAGCUAGGAGGCAUAGAACAACAAGGCCAGCUGGACCACAGAGGACAUCUGGGUGCUGUGUGGAACUAUUGCUGCUGCUGCUGGCCGGGGAGCUGCCCCUGGGCGGCGGCUGCCCGCGGGACUGCGUGUGCUACCCGGCACCCAUGACGGUCAGCUGCCAGGCGCACAACUUCGCCGCCAUCCCCGAGGGCAUCCCAGAGGACAGCGAACGCAUCUUCCUGCAGAACAACCGCAUCACCGUCCUCCAGCAGGGCCAUUUCAGCCCGGCUAUGGUCACCCUGUGGAUCUACUCCAACAACAUCACCUUCAUUGACCCCAACACCUUCGAGGGCUUCGUGCACCUGGAGGAGCUGGACCUUGGCGACAACCGGCAGCUGCGGACGCUGGCGCCGGAGACCUUCCAGGGCCUGGUGAAGCUGCACGCCCUCUACCUCUACAAGUGCGGGCUCAGCGCCCUGCCCGCAGGCAUCUUCGGCGGGCUGCACAGCCUGCAGUACCUCUACCUGCAGGACAAUCACAUCGAGUACCUCCAGGACGACAUCUUCGUGGACCUGGUCAACCUCAGCCACCUGUUCCUCCAUGGCAACAAGCUGUGGAGCCUGGGCCAGGACACGUUCCGGGGACUGGUGAACUUGGACCGGCUGCUGCUGCACGAGAACCAGCUGCAGUGGGUCCACCACAAGGCUUUCCACGACCUCCGCCGGCUGACCACCCUCUUUCUCUUCAACAACAGCCUGUCGGAGCUGCAGGGCGACUGCCUGGCGCCCUUAGGAGCCCUGGAGUUCCUCCGCCUCAACGGGAAUGCCUGGGACUGCGGCUGCCGGGCGCACUCGCUGUGGGAAUGGCUGCGAAGGUUCCGCGGCUCCAGCUCUGCGGUCCCCUGCGCCUCCCCCGAGGCGCGCCAAGGCCAGGACCUGAAGCUGCUGAGGGCCGAGGACUUCCGGAACUGCACGGGGCCAGCCUCGCCGCACCAGAUCAAGUCGCACACACUCACCACCACCGACAGGGCCGCUCGCAAGGAGCACUACCCGCCCCGCGGCCCCGCCAGGGACAAGGGCCACCCUCAUGGCCACCUGCCCGGCUCCCGCCCAGGCUACAGGAAGCCCGGCAAGAACUGCACCAGCCACAGGAAUCGCAACCAGGUGUCCAAGGCAGGCGCCGGGAAGCAGGCCCACGAGCUGCAGGACUACGCCCCUGACUACCAGCACAAGUUCAGCUUUGACAUCAUGCCCACCACCCGGCCCAAGAGGAAGGGCAAGUGUGCCCGCAGGACCCCCAUCCGUGCCCCCAGCGGGGUGCAGCAGGCCUCUUCGGGCAGUUCCCUGGGAGCCUCCCUCCUGGCCUGGAUACUGGGGCUGGUGGUCACUCUUCGCUGA